AUGCCUGCCGCCGGACUCCCCCGACACCAACAGCUCCAGCACCCCCGAGCCCGGAGCAUGACGCCCACAUCCCGCACGCUGAUUUUCCUAUUUGUCACACUGUUGGUGUUUCUCCUCAUCAUUGGUGAUAUCGCACAAGUGGAAGAAGAGGAAGAAGAAGCCUCAAAUCCCAGCUUGUCCAAAACGAAGCGGCUCUUCCCGAAACCACGCAGAAAGACGGCAAAACGAGUGGGAAGCACUUUAUCGCCACGAGUGGCUGAAAUAAACCACUUUCAACCGGGCUACAACAAUAGCGUCAAGUGUCCCUCAUCCAGCUGGACCUUCAACAAGACCCUCUCUAAGCUCAUCAGGAAGAAUAUCUUAAGAUUCCUCGACCCAGAGCGGGACAUCUCCAUCCUAAAGGGCUCGCUGCAACCGGGAGAUGUCGUCCACUACGUUUUUGACCGUCACAGCACCACUAACAUCUCGGAGAAUCUCUACCGUCUUUUGCCUAGCGUGUCACCUAUGAAGAAUCAACGCUACAGGCGGUGCGCCAUCGUCGGGAACUCGGGUAUUCUGCUCAACAGCAGCUGUGGCCCGCAAAUAGACUCCCAUGACUUUGUAAUCAGGUGCAACCUGGCACCGGUGGAGGAAUACUCCGCCGACGUGGGCCACCGGACCAACUUGGUGACCAUGAACCCUUCUGUGGUGCAGCGAGCAUUCCGUGACCUGGCGGACGGCGAAUCUCGGCGUAGUUUCGUGAGGCGUCUUCAGAGCCUCAACGGCAGCGUGCUGUGGAUUCCGGCCUUCAUGGCCAAAGGGGGAGAGGAGCGCGUGGAGUGGGCCCUGCGUCUCAUCCUGCAGCACACGGCGGACGUGCGCACCGCAUUCCCCUCGCUGCGUCUGCUGCACGCCGUCAGAGGCUACUGGCUUACCAAUAAGGUCCACAUCAAGCGUCCAACUACAGGGCUCCUCAUGUACACCAUGGCAACCCGCUUCUGUGAGGAAAUCCACCUCUACGGCUUCUGGCCUUUCCCUCAUGAUGCAGCCGGCAAAGUGGUGAAGUACCACUACUACGACACGCUCAAAUAUGAGUACACCUCCAGCUCCAGCCCGCACACAAUGCCUUUGGAGUUUAGGACGCUGAACGCUUUGCAUCGACAGGGGGCGCUAAGGCUUCACACUGGAAGCUGCGAUACGGAGUCGAAAUCGCAGAAGGAAAACCAGGAAACUAACAGAGUGGAAUAUCACAAUGGAAACACUUGA
Nerophis lumbriciformis (worm pipefish) is the source of this 1245-nucleotide messenger RNA. Lineage: Eukaryota; Metazoa; Chordata; Actinopteri; Syngnathiformes; Syngnathidae. The record is from RefSeq and is a predicted model, not a curated record.